This is a messenger RNA of Oncorhynchus gorbuscha (pink salmon), 2996 nucleotides long. Its product is annotated as CLOCK-interacting pacemaker-like. Gene Ontology annotation, cellular component: nucleus. Lineage: Eukaryota; Metazoa; Chordata; Actinopteri; Salmoniformes; Salmonidae. The record is from RefSeq and is a predicted model, not a curated record. The transcript is spliced from 6 exons. Gene Ontology annotation, biological process: negative regulation of circadian rhythm; negative regulation of DNA-templated transcription. Bases 539 to 2281 code for a protein of 580 amino acids.
GGGAAGGGUCGUCACUAGUCAGCCACAAAGUCUUAAAACCCUGAAUAUUUAUUCAAAGUAUCUUAUUAAAAUUCGAUUAUAAACCUAACUUUAACCUAAACCAUAUACUUAUACUUAAAUUUAAAUUACGAUCAAAAAGCACAUUUUUUUUUUUCAUAAAUGUUUACAAUAGGCCUGAAGCCAAUUCAGACUUUGUGGCUGUGGCAACUAGUGGAAACCCGCAGGGAGGUCUAGGAGGAGGGGACAUUUUCAGGUUGGGUACCGAUUAUCAAUUUUGGAACUGGGACUCGUUUCGUAGGAUCUAACCGUUAGGCAACAGGCAGUCUUCACAUCCCGUUAGCUAGUUUAUACAUUGAAUGAGAUAGAUGUAAUAGAAACGCAGCGAUAGACACGCAUAGAUGACAUGACAUAAGGGAAACGUUGAAAGAUAGAGCUAGAAAUUAGGUGCUCUAGCCAACAAUACGGCGAGACGGAGCGCAAUACAAGUGAAGUGAACCAACAGUGGCAAAGAGUCCAACUUGAUAUUGGAGGACGCAGUAUGCCUCUGGAACAGGCUUGUCUAAGUGGGCGAGAGCCACGUGCAACCAGUAAGAAUGCAGAGGACAGGAGCAACACUGCCACCCUGCUGGCCUCAAGGAGUACUGCAGACACAGAGUCCAACAGAAGAGGCUCUCGCUGUGGAUCUGAAAAAGAUUCUGGAUAUUCGGACAACAACAGCUGCACAGACUGGCUCCAUGCGGAUAGAGAGGACCAGGGCAGCAGCGUGAGUGAGCCCAGGGGAAGGGAGGGUCUACAGAGCCAAGUCAAGCCCGAGCAGGCCCCUCUCCAGGGGAAUCACACCCUGGUCCCCAGCCCCGGAAGCCCCGACCUCACUCCCAUAUUCAUCAUCAGGAACGUGGUGCUCAAACAGAAUGGCUCAGACCAUCACCUCCAGAACCAGCUAAACUGGGAGAACAGAGGAGGAAGCUCCAAUGACUCUGGCCCCUGUCAUAUGAUCCUGGUCCAGCAGCCCAGUGAAGCCUCGGCCGCAUCCCCAAAGCCCAACAGAACACAGUCCUGGAGAUCUGACAGCACAGCUAUGAAAACAAAAAGCAGAACCUACCUGCCCAUUCUUAAGUCCUACCCUCGUAUUGCUCCCCAUCCCAGUAAGAAGCCAUCAGACAUAACCCCAGUGGACCCCCAUGGUAAGGGGACUGGCAGGGAGGACCAGAGCCAGGACAAGAGGAUGUGUACAGAGGACAAGAGGGAUGAGGUGUCCACUACUACUCACUUACUGACACCAUCCAGAAAACAUGUCCGCAAGCAGCCAGACCCCAAGAGAAGCCUGUCCCACUGGAGGAGCCCUGCCUCCUCCCUCUCCCCCAGCCCCCGCUCUCCCUCCACACUUUCCAGCUUUGUCUCCCGCUCUAUGUCCAGCUCCGACACCACCACUGCCUCCUCCUACUCCUCUUCCGGUGGCUCCUCUCCCCUCUCGGCCAGGAGGUGGCCUAGCAGGCACGGUCCAGGCCUGUCCCUGUUCAGUGCGGCGCGCGACAGGCGCUUCCUGAACACGGUGGGCAUCCUCAGCCAGUCAGGCCUGCUUGACAUCACGCUGCGCACCCAGGACCUCCUCCGCCAGAGCAACGCCACAGACCGAGACAUCGCCCAGCUCCGCCAGCACACACAGCUACUGUACCAGGCCGCCAACCACCAAAACAACAACCCCUAUAACAAUGACCCUGAUAAUAAUGACCCCAAUGCCAACACAGCCAACGCGGGCUGGGAGAGGAUACACCAGGUUAUGGCUCAGUCAGGCUGCUAUCCCAGCCUCAAGAACCUGGGGAGGGAAGAGGAUCACAACACUUCUAGUCCAGAGCCAGGAGUGGGAGGGGACGCCAGGUUAUGGCUCAGUCAGGCUGCUAUCCCAGCCUCAAGAACCUGGGGAGGGAAGAGGAUCACAACACUUCUAGUCCAGAGCCAGGAGUGGGAGGGGACGCCAGUUUCAAGAGAGACUCAGUUGACCCUAAUAUUGCCACUCAUACCCACAAUGGGGUGGAGGCCCCGGUCCCACCCUCGUCCCUCCUGGCCCCCAUGUCAGAUAUGCUCCCACAGUACUGCCCUGUUUCCCUGUCACAGCAUUCUCCAGUCAGCGUCACCACGUCCCGCUCUCACUCUGGGCAGGCCAGUGCCAAACCCCCUGAGACAGUCACCAUCAUGCACCCUGACAGCUCCACCCAUGGUGGUCUUCUCUAGCACCUGCCCAAGGAAAGGCAGGGCACCCGGCCAGUUUGUAACCCUCUAACAGUCACUUCACUUCAGCUCCAACUAAAUUCCUAGAGUGGCUGAGGGGAAGAGGUUGAAGGUUUAAUGAUGCAUGAGACAAUGUCGACAGGACGGCACUAUGCCACACUGUGUAUUUCUGCACAGCGUCUGAGUACAUUUACAUUUAAGUCAUUUAGCAGACGCUCUUAUCCAGAGCGACUUACAAAUUGGUGCAUUCACCUACAAGACCUUGGUAUUGCCUACAGGGCAGCAAGAGGAACUGCCUCUCCCUACCUUCAGGCUCUACUCAUUCCCUACACCCCAACCCGAGGACUCUGUUCUGCCACCUCUGGUCUUGACUCCCUUUCCAAAAAAUGAAAAAUGCAGUACUACUCAUUGCCUGCCAUAAGAACUCAGCUUCAGCUUACCUUUUAGUGAGCUGAACAUCAAGACGUGCUUUUGGAUGAACUUCACUACGUAUAGAGAAAUUAUACUGACAAUGUACAUUCUUUUUGUAUUUGCCAUAUAUAAAACAGACUGACCAGGUAAAUUCAGGUGAAAGUUAUGAUCCCUUAUUUAUGUCAGCUGUUAAAUACACCUCAAUCAGUUAGUGUAGAUCAAGGGGAGAACACAGAUUAAAGAAGGAUUUUUUUGUGCCUUUUGAAUAUUUAAGUGCCUUUGAACAACAGGCUAUGGUAGUAGGUGCCAGGCGCACUGGUUUGCGUGUGUCAAGAACUGCAACGCUGCUGGGUUUU